Messenger RNA from Frankliniella occidentalis (western flower thrips), 1102 nucleotides. It is a transcript of the gene scu, whose product is annotated as 3-hydroxyacyl-CoA dehydrogenase type-2. NCBI's taxonomy places the organism in Eukaryota, Metazoa, Arthropoda, Insecta, Thysanoptera, Thripidae. The transcript has 5 exons. The coding region runs from base 192 to 956 and encodes 254 amino acids. The record is from RefSeq and is a predicted model, not a curated record. Gene Ontology annotation, molecular function: oxidoreductase activity.
UAAGUUCGUCUGCUGUAUGUAUAUGUGAACAUCCUCCACACAUAACACAUGUGCUGCGUUGAUUGCCGGUGGGGUCGUCGGGUCCAAAGUUCAGUAGAGACUCUUUUCCUUAAGCAUUUCCUCGGCUUCCAUUCAAUCAACAAGGUUGCCCAACCAGGUGUCAUUCAGAUUAGUUCACAAAACUCAACAUUAUGUUAAAGGGUGUAACAGCUUUCGUCACUGGGGGUGCAUCAGGCUUGGGGAGAGCCACUGUUGAGCGACUUUCCAAACAGGGUGCCAAUGUUGUUCUUGCUGAUCUGCCAUCCUCAGAUGGAGACACGGUUGCUAAAAGUCUGAGAAAUGUUGUAUUUGCUCCUGUAGAUGUUACAAAGGAGAAAGACGUUGAAGAUGGUUUGGAAGCUGCCACAAAAAAUUUUAAGAAUGUCAAUUUUGUUGUUAACUGUGCUGGAGUAGGUUUUGCUAAGAGAACUUUGGACUUGAAAAGAAACGCCCCUCAUUCUCUCACAGAUUUUGAAAGAGUUGUGCGGGUUAACACAGUAGGUACAUUUAAUGUUAUUAGACUUGCAGCAGCUGUUUUUCAAAAAAAUGAUCCUAACCCUGACGGAGCCAGGGGUGUCAUCGUAAACACUGCCAGUAUAGCUGCAUAUGAUGGCCAAAUAGGACAAGCUGCUUACGCAGCCAGCAAAGGUGCCAUAACUACCAUGACCCUGCCAAUUGCCAGGGAUUUGGGUCCUAUAGGAAUUAGAGUUGUCACAAUUGCACCAGGACUGUUUGAAACACCUCUACUGAAAGGACUUCCCGAGCCAGUGAGGAAAAACCUUGUGCAGUACUGCUCUUUCCCACCUCGUCUAGGAAAUCCGGAUGAGUUUGCCCAUUUGGUAGAACACAUUUGGCAAAACGGCAUGAUUAAUGGUUGCGUCAUUCGUCUUGAUGCUGGUAUGCGCAUGCCAGCUUAGUGGCAACGGUAAACAUUUUAUUACCAAUCUCUAUUUCAAUUUUAUUAGUGUUUUGUGAGUAGCUGAAGCCUCUUAACAAACCAGUAAAGUAGAUUUCCUGUUAUUUUUGAUACUGUGUUUUGUCCAUUAUAAAAUUCUACAAACUA